UUGCAAUAUUGAGUAGAGAGAGACGAGAGAGAAGUUGAGUUUGGAGGUGCAGAGAGAGACAGAGAGAGAGAGAGAUCGUAGCGCAUCGCAACGACUCAGUCAAACACCCUGUAACACUUUAUUUCAAUUCUUACUUUCUCCGAUCGCAUCGCUCGCCACCGCCAUGCCUUCCCGAAGAAGAACUCUCCUGAAGGUCAUCAUUCUCGGUGACAGUGGGGUGGGGAAGACGUCUUUGAUGAACCAAUAUGUGAAUAAGAAGUUUAGUAAUCAGUACAAGGCAACCAUUGGAGCGGAUUUUUUGACAAAAGAAGUGCAAUUCGAAGAUAGGCUUUUCACCUUACAGAUUUGGGAUACAGCUGGCCAAGAAAGAUUCCAAAGCCUUGGAGUUGCUUUCUAUCGAGGUGCUGAUUGUUGUGUUCUUGUAUAUGAUGUUAAUUCAAUGAAAUCAUUUGACAACCUUAACAACUGGAGGGAGGAAUUUCUGAUUCAAGCAAGUCCUUCCGAUCCCGAGAAUUUUCCUUUUGUUGUCAUAGGAAACAAAAUAGAUAUUGAUGGUGGGAACAGCAGAGUGGUGUCAGAAAAGAAGGCUCGGGCUUGGUGUGCAUCAAAAGGAAAUAUUCCAUAUUUUGAGACAUCUGCCAAAGAAGGCAUUAAUGUUGAAGAAGCAUUCCAAUGCAUAGCAAAGAAUGCCCUGAAAAGUGGAGAAGAAGAAGAAUUGUAAGUUCCUAUAUCUGAGCAUCUCUUCUUUCGUAUUUUAAGCUUGUUGUUUGUAAAGUGCAUGUUUCUGUUUUUAAUUUGUUGGUAAAAUGGAUUUUUUUUGUAAUAUUGAAAGAUCGUUGCUUACCAUAAUCACGACUGCUUCGGGAUUUAGUUUUGGAGAUGCUAGUUUGUUUAAUAUGAUUAAGUCCUGCAAUUGGUUUUUGUUGUGUAUUUUGUUUGCAGUAUUUCUAUUUCUUGGUUAUGGUUCUUAUUAUUUGAAACUUCAUUUAUUCAUUCAUGUGUUAUUAAUAUUAAUUUUGGGUUUUGCUGUCCGUGCUUAUUGAAGAUACCUGCCAGACACAAUUGAUGUUGGAAACAGCAGUCAGCCACGGGCAACAGGGUGCGAGUGCUGAAUAUAUAGGUUUUCUUUU
Messenger RNA from Vigna umbellata (rice bean), 1130 nucleotides. The record is from RefSeq and is a predicted model, not a curated record. NCBI's taxonomy places the organism in Eukaryota, Viridiplantae, Streptophyta, Magnoliopsida, Fabales, Fabaceae.